AUGAGCAACAGGUCGCCCACCAAACACCACCGCGUCUCGUACGUUGAGGAGGCCAACGACGAUACAGGCUCCGUCAUUGCCGGCACUGAACGCUAUGCCGUCUCCGAGGCCCCGAGCCCUAGCAAAGAGCGCUCCAACACGAGCAAGUCCCGCAAACACCGGCCCUCGCUCCGCCCUCAAUCGGGCUCGGGCUCUUCUUCACCACACAACGCCUUGACCGACUCUGACUCAACCGUUCACGCAAUCGGCCCCUCCAAGAAGGACAAGGAGGCGAGAUACAGAGCCAAGGAAAAGGAGCGCGCCAAAGAGAAGGACAAAGCAAAGGAGCGGGAACGGGAGCGCAGGAGGGACCUUGAGCGCGAGGCCGAGCGAGCUGCCAGGAAGGCUAGCGUUCGUCCCCCGACUAAGCAUUCGAAGACGGCCCCUGCUCCCAUCCUCCACUCGCAUUCGCAAUCGCAAGAUGCCUACAGGCGACCGACUGGCGGCAAUGACGAUGCUGCCUUCUAUGGCGUGAGCCCGUCAACUUCUCACCGGCCCCGUGCCAUGACAGCCUCUCGCCCCAGCAGCUACUACGGAGCCGGCUCUCGACCGCCCACUUCCAACACUCAGUGGUGGUCUCAACACCCUGGUGGUGUUGCCCCCCCUCCACUCUAUCCCGCGCCUUCUUACGGUUCCAGCCCUGCGCCAUACCCGCCUCCGUCGGCGGCGCCCCAAGUCGACUACUUUGGAGGCAGCGCUAUGGGUGGUCCCCAACACCAACAUCUCGCGCAGCGUUUCCAGCGGCCUUCAUCUGCAAGUGGUCAUCGUCCGAACGUGUCCGCCGGGCAGCCUUUCGACCCAGCUCCAAUGUAUCCAUAUGAGGAGUAUGAGCAGGAGAACGACAUCAGCCUAGUUCGACGGCCUUCGCUGAAGAAGUACAGUGUGGAGGAGGACAGGCGGCGUAUGCCUCCCCCUCCUCGUCCCGUCACUACAGGUCCUAGACGGGCCGCCAUUCGAGGCCCACCUCCCCCGUCCGCACCUCCCGUACAGCCCCGACGAGCCAUCGACUAUGGCGGCUUCGACGACGGAGAUUUUGAUGGCGAGGAUAUUCUGUACCGGGAGAUUGCCCCCUCGCGCUCUUUCAGCUACGGCCAUGGCGAAGGUGCCCAACUGUCGCGAAGCAAGCGACGCGAGAGCGCUGCGAUCGAGGGCGGCAUUCCCUACCGCAUUGAGCCUGCCGCCAGCUCUGGUCGGCGUCAUUCGUACUAUGGCAGCAGUGCCGGCAGUUUCGACUACGAAGACCAGGUUCGCGCAGCAGCAGCCUACCAGGACGACAUCAACGGUGGUGCCACUCUGCCCCUGACGGCCGAGACACUUCGCAAGGCCGGCAAGCGCAACAGCGACAAGAGCAGCCGCUCUACACGCAGUAGCGAGAGCCGGGACGAGAGCGAUAACCGGCAGAGCAACACGACACGUACAACUCGGUCUUCGGCUGGCCAGGGCGACGAUGACUUCACGAUCAAGGUGACGGGCUCGGCGACGCUCAAGGUGGGGGGUGCUGAGAUCCACUGCGAGGAUGGCGGAGAAAUCAACAUCACCCAGCAGGGCGGUGGAGGUUCCCGUGCCGGCGGCGGCGGUAGCGAUCGAGCGAGCACCAUUUACGGCGAAGACCAGCGUCGCGGCCCGGCUCGAGCGACUGCCCAUCCGGGCUCGCGCGUCCAGCCAGGCGCCGUCUUCGAUCUAUGGUCGCAGCCCAUCGUAUGA
Molecule: messenger RNA, 1743 nt
Organism: Verticillium alfalfae VaMs.102
Lineage: Eukaryota; Fungi; Ascomycota; Sordariomycetes; Glomerellales; Plectosphaerellaceae
Exons: 1
Coding region: 1-1743 (580 amino acids)
Source: RefSeq, a predicted model, not a curated record